GGGAGCGGGGAAGGGGCCGCAGCCCGCACCGCGGGGCUCCCCCGUCCCGCUGGGAGACGGCCCCCGGGCUCUCGGCGCCGCUAGUGUUGGCGGGAAGGCGGGCGCCGCCCCGCUUGUUUUCGUGAAUACGGCGGGCCGCCCCUCUGGCGCCGUCGCUAAGGGACCGUCCGUCAAUCCCCGCCCCGCGUUCCUGCCGCCGCGCCGAGCGCGGAGCGAAGCGGCUGCCGGCACAUGGCGCGCUGCGGUGUCGGCGCCCCGCCGAAGGGCCCCGGUCCGGCGGCGGUGGAGCGGCAGCGGCUGAAGGAGGCGCUGGCCGAGCAGCUCCGGCAGGACCUCGACAGGCUGCUGACGGAGGGGACGCGCUCCGACGUGACCAUCCGGCUGGGCGAGGCGGCGCUGCGGGCGCACCGGGCGGUGCUGCUGGCGCGGGCCCCCCGGCUCUUCGCCGGGCUGGGCCGGGGGCGGCCGCCCCGCGGGGUGCUGUGGCUGGACGGCGUGGGACCCGCCGAGUUCCGGCGCUUCCUGCGGCUUGCAUAUUCAUCUGAUAAAAAUCUUAAAGAAGCUGAGGAGCUGGUUAUGAUGAAAAAAGUAUUGGAACCCAAAUUAAUACAAGAAAACAACAUUGCUACUCUUCAGAACACUCAAACAAAUGUAAAUUGUCUUGGGGAUGGCAAAAGAGCGCCUGUUGAUCAGAAUACUCCAAGUGGAGAUGUGCAGAAAGAAGUUGCUUGUUCAUCGUGUAUUGAAGAGGAAAUUCCAGAAGCAGCCAUCGAUGCAGAAAGCAACAAUGACCCUACAGGUAAUUGCAAACUAGAAGCUGCAUCUGUGUUAGGAGAAGACUUAAUGAUGCUCUACAAGAAGUGCUGUUGUCCGGAUAUUAAUAUUUGUGUAGAAGGCAGAGUUUUUCAAGCUCACAGGGCCAUUUUAUGUGCCAGAUCUAGUUAUUUUGCUGCUAUGCUGAGUGGAAGUUGGGCUGAAAGCUCCCAAGAGCACAUCACUCUUCAAGGCAUAAGCCAUGUGGAAAUGAGUGUCAUCUUGCAUUUUAUAUAUGGAGGUAUUCUGGACUUCCCAGACAAAGUUGAUGUUGGUCGCAUGUUGGGCAUUGCAGAUAUGUAUGGGCUAGAUGGGCUGAAAGAAGUGGCCAUCUACAUUUUGAAAAGAGAUUACUGCAAUUUUUUCCAAAAGCCUGUUCCUGGAAAACAGCAACCUGUUCUAGAAUGCAUGGCUAUUGCUCAUUCAGUGGGAGCGGAAAACCUAUAUGCUGCUUGCAUGAAAUGGGUAGGAAAACAUUUUGCAAAAUGUUUGUCAGAGAGAAGCUUUGCCAGUUUACCUACUGAACUUCAGAACAACUGUCUUGUUAUGUUGAUUAAGUCUUUGAACCAUAAGAAUGCUGCUUUCCUUUUGAUGGAGAGUGACCGGCUGAUCAACAGCCUUCCCCAAGUGAAAUGGACGGAGGCAGCUGUGGCCUUGGCAUCUAGGCUACAAGAAGAAUGCGUAACAUUUAUUGUGGCAAACUUCCUACAUGUAGUACAAAGUGAAGGCUUCUCGGCUUUGUUGCAGGCACAGGCAAUGAGCAGCAAACCUGACCUGCUGGAACUAAUUUUUAAUGUGAUUGAAAAAAGUCUUAAUAAUGAAAAUAGCUGCUUUCUUCUUGUAGCUGUGGAUAUGUUGUUGGACUCCAUGAAUGUGAAGGAGAUGGGUUUUACGUGCAAGAUCCAGGCUCUGCGUGAUAAGCUCUGGGUCUUCCUGGUUCAGUCUUUUUAUGCUGUUCGUCACACAGAAGGCUGGAAGCUGAUGAGGCCAGACCAUCAACAGAAAAUACAAGCAGCUGCAUUUGACAAGGGUGAUGACCGAAGACUUGGCAAAAAACCUGUAUUCACUAGUUCUCAGCUAAACAAAUCUAUUACUGAAUCUGCUGGUAUAAGGAAUACGUCCCGGACAGAACACAGCAAGAAAGAUUGCUGGGGAGAUUUUUCCACUAAUCAGGAUAAAAUGAAAUCUGAUGGAUUAGGAGCAUCUGGACAUACAUCAAGCACCAAUAGAAACACUGUUAAUAAGGCUUCAAAGCAUGAGGAUGUAAAGGGGAAAGAUGGCAAAAAAAUAGUUUCCAAGAUUACUAAGGAUUCAAAACCUGGGGAAAAAGCUGCUUCACCAAAGGCUAGAGUUGUUAUAAAGACAAAAAUAGAAAAUAAUGGAAAUGUGAAGGCUGAAAGCAUGCUUACCAAGCAAGAUGUAGAAAAGACAUCAUCUGCAAGUGGACAGAAAAAUUCAGGAAGUGGCAAAGGACUAAAGAACCAUGAAGGGAAAAUUGCAGGUGCCAGACCUAAAGUGCUGACAGUAACUGCAAGUGUGCAGAUCAAAACAAAACCAUUGAAAAAAAACACAGGGAAGGAAUCUCCCUCCUUAGGAACUGUGGCAGGAACUUCCAGCAAGUCAGCAAACUCAAGCAUAGAUAUCCAGACUGCCAGCGAACAGACAGAGGAACCCAAAGAGGAUAAAUUGGUAGAGGAAGGGAAAAAACAAACUGUGAAAACAAAGCCAUCUGUGAAGACAUCAAAUGGAGUCACCAACAAAAAAAAAAAGACCGAGCUUGAGGCUAGUAUCACAACAAGCAGUCUGACAAAAAAAUCAACUGGAAAAGGAUGUAAUGAACAAAAUGUACAAGCCGUUGUAAAGAAAAAAGGAAAUGUGAGUAGCAAUUCUGCAGCACAGCAAAAGGCUCAAAACACACCUACCAAUUCUCCCAAGAACCAAGGACCUCAGGGGGAAUCGCCAAAUUCACUGAAAUCAGGAAUGUCUCCAAAACAUAAUGAAGAAAAAAAUGUGUUACAACAUCUGUCUCAGACAACACCCCCAGAAAAACAUUCCUCAGCCAAGAAGAGGAGUGUUAAGCAGUUGCAAACACCUGUAGCAAAAGCCACUGUAAAAAUAACACCUAAAACUCUGGCUCCAUCAAAACAUGCUGAAAUUAUGAAUAAUAAAGAACCAAAACCGAAAACAGCUGGGCAAUCUGUGUUAAAAUCUCAGUCCUCAGUCCAGAAGCAUUCAAGGAGUGAAUCUCCUGUUGUCCAGAAGAAUGUGCAUACUUCUGAACACAGAAGUUCAGGACAGAAACUUGAAAAAAACAUGACUGAUGCUGUGGCAGGUCAGCUUCAUGAGAAUAAUGAAUGCUAUUCUGCAAAGCAAAUUGAAUCUUUAAAAUCUGUGACAGAAAGUAGCAGCAAAGAUAAACUGCUGUCCUGUCAACCCAAUAAAGAAAAAUUAUCACAUCCUUCUGAAAGUGUGGAAUACAAAAUACAAUCCGAAUCUUCUCCUCUGAUUACAGAGGAAACUACUUCUAAACGGCACGUUUCACUGCAAAAUGAAAUGGAAGCAAGAGAAAUCUGUGGAGAUCAGACUGGAAUUAAACAGAUUGAAGGUACAGAGAAAGAUGGCAAUACAGCUGAAUUUCAGUGUCAUGCACAGUCUUCCAGUGAUGGAUACUCAGACCUUUCCAAGGAAACCAAUCAAAAAGCUUCAGGAGAACUGGUGAACCAUUCAAAAGCAACCAAAGUCUGUACUGAACAAAGUGAUAAAUUAAACUCUGAAACAGGUCUUAACUACGAUAAAAAUGCUUUACCAAGCUUUUCCAGAACGAUAACCAAUAAAGAGGAUGAGACAUCAUCUCCUCAGAUUCAUAUGGAGGGAUUUCUUACAGCUGAUGAGCUGUGUGAUACAUCAGCCUUGACUGACUACAAAUCAGUUACAGCAGAUUUAGAUGAUGUUUCAGAGUGUUCCACAGAACAAAUAACAGAAAAAUGUUCACCCAGUUACACAGAGUCUAUAGAUCCUACAGAAAUGUCUGAAAACCAUGAAAAUGCAGAAAUUCCCUUUGUGGACCACUGGAGUACUGGUGCACUAGAUCCAAAAGAGAGUCCUGAAUCAGAUACUGGCAGUGCAACUACAUCCUCUGAUGAUAUAAAACCAAGAUCAGAAGACUAUGAUGCUGGAGGCUCUCAGGAUGAUGAAGGAUCCAAUGAAAGAGGGAUUUCUAAAUGCAGCACUAUGUUGUGCCAUGAUUUUCUUGGAAGAAGCAGCAGUGACACAAGUACACCUGAGGAAUUAAAAAUUUAUGACAGCAGCCUAAGAAUAGAAGUGAAAAUGAAAAAAGAGGGUUCUGAUCUCUUCCGUGUUAAUUCAACGAGCGAUGAUGAAAUACCAAGAAAAAGACCUGAAAUUUGGUCCCAUCAAGAAAGUGCACGGACCAAUACUAGAGAAAGCAAAAGUUCUCCUUUUUCCAAUGCACAGUUUACUCAGGAAGCAGACCAAGUUUCUUCUUCUGCUGAUGAAACAGAAGAUGACAGAUCUGAAGCAGAGAAUGUUGCAGAAAACCUUCCUCCAUCCAGUGUUCCUACUCAACAGUUCCAAGGAAUUGAUAAUUUAGCUUUUGAAGAUGCAACAGAAAAUGACACAGCAAGUCAAGAGUUUUCUAAAACUAAACAUUUCAAACGAUCUGUUUUACUUUCGGUAGAUGAAUGCGAAGAAUUGGGAUCUGAUGAUAGAGUGGAAACUCAUACUUCACGUCAGCAUUCAAUAGAUUCUCUGACUCCUUCAGAAGUAUUUGACAGUGUUUCUCAAGAGCACCAUGGAAAUACUUUUUAUUCAAGAUACUCACUGGAAAUUGAAGAUGGAUUCCUGGAUUGCAAACACCAUAAGGAUAGAGACAAUAAAUCAGAUAAAAGUGAAAGUUCUCUCCUACAUCUUCAUGAUACUGAAACCCCAGGGAAGGAGAAUCAAAGUGCUUCAAUGACUGAACAAAAUUGCCCAGAGAAAGUCUAUUCAGCGGCUAGUCCGUGUCCAGGAGAAAAACAAAUAGUAAACAUGAAGAAUGAGGUGGCUAGUGAAUUUCACCAGUGCAAUAAAUACUUAGACAAUGAUGCAAAAUCUCAAGAAAGGCCAUGUCAUUUAGAUCUUCAUCAGAGAGAAACUAAUUCUGAUGUGCAAAAGAGCAGCUCUGCAAAACCUGUAGAAGCCAGUAAGAAUCAGAUACUGACUCAGGAAGGUCAAGUGAGAGACAGUCAACCAGCAACUACUGAAUGCGCUAAUACUGAUUUACUUCCAGGAGACAUAGAUGAUUAUGACACAAUGGCACAAACCUGCAUGUAUGAGCAUCGGCCUUCAAAAACCCUUUCUCCAAUAUAUGAGAUGGAUGUUGGAGAAGCAAUUGAGCAGAGGAUGGAUUCAGAAACAGCAGUUCUAGAUGUGGAUUUUGAAGAUCAGCAGUUUGCAGAACAGGACUGGACUCUUCUCAGGCAAUUGUUAUCUGAGCAGGACUCAAACAUAGGUUUCAAAAACUCUGUUCCUGAAGACCUUAACUUAGCACAAUGUCUUAUCAAUCAGACACUGUUUCUGGCACGAGAUGGUUCGAAUCCUCAGGGUACAUCACAAGUUGACACAUUCAGUAGGUGGACUGAACUCAUGUCUCCACUCGAUGAUUCUUCAGCAAGCAUUACAGUGGCAAGCUUUUCAUCUGAAGACUGUUCGUCCCCUCAAGGGGAAUGGACAAUUCUUGAACUGGAAACCCAUCAUUAAGGUGAUCAAAUGUUUGCAGCUGAACUCCAACCCAUUCCCCAAAUCUAUUUUUGAUGAGUUGUUUCCGUACAAUAAUGAAAUACUGCAUCAGUCAAGAACGAGCAAUUCUUGAUACUGAGGCAAUCUUUCUGAUAUAAUGAGGUAAAUAUGUUAAUUUAUAAUCUAGAUUUAAUCACAAGUACAAUAAUUUUUCAAGACUUAAAUGUAUGUCUUUUCUAAAAAUGAACUUUGAGCAUGUAUUUUCUAGAAUUGUUAGAAAAAAUUAGAUGACAUGAGAGAAAAAUCUUGGUUUCCACCCUCCCUUUCAUCUUCCUUUCUGACAUUUUAAUAUUCUUAUUGAGCAAGAAUUUAAAGAUGACUGCAUAAUAAGUAGAGCUAUUCCCCUCCUUUUUUUCCCCCCCCUCUUUAUAUGGUGACUUCAUUUUGCAACAAUAAAGAUUCGGAAUGGUUGUGUCAACAGGUGAUGUGUGCCAACGCUGCUUUAAAUGAUGGAAACAUAUGUUCAAAGAAAACGUUUCAGUAUGAAUCUGCCUUGGGCCUUACUAAUAUGAGCAGCUUGUUUCAUCUGUUUCUUCCAGAUUUGAUUUUUGUAUUUUUGGUUUGUUUAGAAGUUUCUAAUAAAUUUUUUUAAAUUGUCUUUCCUUUAAAUAUAAGACUUCAGAGGGUCUGUGCUAUAGGAAGAGCACUGUUUCUUUCUUGGAAAUGCACAUAUUUAAGUAAAUAUUUUUAAUGGCAUGGUGCAUGAAUUCAGAGGAUUUUGUAGAUGCUGCUCCUGUUCUAACAAACAGUAUCUCUGAUAUCUCCAAAAGUAUAUCUCAGUCUGAAGUUGUGGUCAGUGUUACAUCAGAAGUCUGAUGUUGGCUAGAACUACCUUCAGGCUUCAGUUCAUUACACUUGCACCCUUAUGACACUGUCUGAGGCAUAGCAAGAUUCUCAGGAAUUUGGUUUUGUUUGUUCACUUAAAUGCUACAUUUUUGGAGGGAUAAUGGGAUUCUUGCAUCUUCAUUAAUACCUCUAGUGUAGUUUUUACAACGAGACUAAAUAUCAACAUAACCAUUCUUCUGACUAAAAGUGAGAUAGGAUAUACUUCUCAGUACUGCUCAUUCUGCUGCUGUUGGCAGUUAAUUUGGGUGGGGAUGGGACUAUUUAUUGUCUUUUCUAAUUUGACAGGGGAGGAAGGGACUGAGAAGCUAUUCGUAAUUCUUACCAAGUUAGAACUCCUCCUGAAACACACAGGAUUUUUUCAUUGCUAAGGUUAGGCCCUCUAAGAUAUCUGCAUUAUAUAAGUAGUAGGGCUUGUCUUUCACACAGCUUAAAAUCUAAACAGGAAGUAUUCUACCUCCUCUUAGUCAUUAACAGAAGUGCCUUCAGAAGCAGGUGCUAUAUGGCAGUAAAAGGCUACUAACUUUUUUUUUGUUAAAACUAUUUAAGAUAAGUACACAACUUAAACUAACUGCAACCACUGAUAAUAUGGUCAGUUUUGCAAGCUUUUGCACAAUUCCAACAGUGCACCUUAAUUUUCUUAGAAACUUCCUUUCUUUUUGUUCAUAGUCAAAAACUCAGUUGUGUGGAAAUAGGAAGUUGCCCCAGCAUAUGACUAAAGAAAUUAUGACUUGUCUUAUCUGUGGACUUGACAUAAUAAAGAGCUCUAAGGCACAGCAGUGUAUCUAGAAAGCCACUUUGUUCAACUUCUGAUGGAGAAGUGAUGUUUUAUUUUCCCCAAAUUAAAUGGAGAAUUUUAUCUCAUUCUUUAAUAUCAAAGCAGGAAAAAAAAAAAAGGGAAAGCCUUCCUUUCCCUUUAUAAUGAAGAAGGAAGACUUGAAACUCAAAGGAGGAUCUUCAGUCUCAUAAUAAAAAUCCCCUAUUUUUUUUAGCUUUUAGGAUCAUAAAUAGUCAGAUACAAUUCAAAAUAUUUUAAAUGUAAUAUGCUGUAUUUACCCCAGUCUUCAUAUUGGGUGAGUCAGAAGAACAUUUAGGAGUGCAAAUCAUCAAGAAAACCUAUUUUUCAUCUUCAAGUUUACAAGGUAUAUCGACAGUGGAAAAUCUCUUGGAUAAAUGAAGUAACUAUAGUAUUAGCCGCUGUAAAAGAUGAAACUCUAGAGAAGCUUUUACAGAAGGCUGAGGAAUGGUGUUUUUUCAAUUUCUGUGUAAAAAGCUAAAGUAAAAAUUGUUUAAAAUAAAGUUUAAGCAACUUUAAAAUCCUGAUGAUAUUCUGUUAAACAAAAUGAUGGAAAGGAUUAGGAAAGGUGACAAAGUGAAAGAGGGGUCCCUUUUGUCUAUUUUUUGCUUUACCCAUAUUUUUAACUUCAUACUGAAUUGAAAAAGUAGCACUGAAAAGUGGCACACAAAGUUCUAUGUUUGUUGUAUGAAAUACAAUCACCUAUAGGGCUUUUUUAAUCGUGUUUUCUCUUUGCAUUUACUCUUCCGGUUAUAUGAAAAUUAAAUUAGCUUCUCUCUCCAAGUCCCCAGUGAUGUUGCAAUGCCUUUAAUAGUUUUGUAGCAGACUAGUGAUUAGGAUUUGGUGUAUUGUUCAGUUGAUACAUACGCAGCCAUAGAAUUCAGCUUCCCAGAGCCAGAUAGUCUCUGUAGAAGUAGCAGGAAUAGAAAGCCGUAUUGUUUUUAAUUUGUGUUACCAGAGUGCCCAUGAGGCUUAAUCAGACCAGCAUCGCACUGGCUAGACACUGUACAAACACAGAAUAAAAACAAGGACUUCCCACAGAGUGGUUAUAAUACAAGCAAAGACAUAAGACAAAAAAGACAUGGAUGGAAAGGUAAAAUGAGAGUGUCAAUAGUUAUCUAGCUACAGUUUCAGCGCACCAGUAGUUUAAAUAUUGUCUUUUUUUUUUAUUCUGUAUGCAUUCUGAGAAGGGGAAAUCGGAGGGUGAGAUUUGGAGGCUGGAUAAUGAGGGAGCUCUAAGAAUCUAUAUUCCUGAUCAGCCAUGUGCGUCAUCUAAACUCUGUUCUGUUCCACCUUGUUUAGUAGUCCUUUCUCAUUCAGGAGUAGGUGGCUAUCUGUUUAAUAGUAUCAGUCACUUGAGUUCUGUGGAGUCCUGCUCAUGCCUCCUGACAGCGACUUUGCCACUGUAUUGGCCUCCUCUCCAAAACAUGAGGGAAUGGACAAACGUUUGUUUGGGAACUUCAUAUACAAACAGUCAAAGCUAGUGUCAUGGGCUCCAAGUGAAUAGUGAUUAAGAGGUCCUGAAUGACCUCUGAAGUAAAGACAAGGUAUGUACAUCUGAUGAAACAGUGAAAGGGCAUCAGUGAAGAAACUAAAGAAAGAGAUGGGAUAGUCAAAACAAUGUUUAAGAACUUACCUUUGCAGAAGGAUUUUGAAUGAGUAAGAGCAGUGAAAUUGCUUUGUCAAAGCCUGAGAAGACAAUGUUGGGGUCAACCGGUGAUACUGGCAGCUUACAUGAGAUCAUUAUGUGAAUGGGUAAAGAUGUCUCCUACAGGCAGUAACAAGAAAUUUAGUGAAAUAUCAGUGAAGUUUAGAGGAGAGGACUCGGAAAUCAGAGUUUAAGGUAAUGACCCUGGUUUUGCCUACCUUGAAUGAAUUUUAUGAAAGUGAAAAAUAAGGAAGGAUGUUUUACAUAUAUGGAGGUAUCAAGUUAAAAUAGGCUAGACCUCCAAAAGGUGAUGUCAAUAGGCAUAAUGAUUUUUUUUUUUUGCUUGGAAAAUUAGAGUCUAGACUGGACUAGAGAAGCAGCUUUGCAGGUUUUUCACAUAUAGAUGCUAGCUAAAAUAGUAUUUGGGGAAUAAAUCACCGGUUGACAUACUGCAGAGGGAAAAAGAGAAGGAAAUGGAGGCUGAAACACUUGAAUUGCUACAGGAAAUUGAGGAAAGUGGAGCUUCUUCCAAAUUAUCUGCUCAAAAAACCAAUUAGGGAAACAAAGGAAAUAAAUAAACAAAGAUGGUGACAGGAGGAGGACAGGAUAUAAGGGAAAAAGCACCGUUGGCUUCAUUGAAGAUGGCCCAUAAGACAGAUAAGUAUAAAAUAGCAGUUUUGAGGCUGGUUAAGAACAUGUUCUGAAGGACUGCGUUCAAAAUGACAUAUUGGCUUUCUCAGAAGGAAAGGCAGGCAGAUGCCAGUUUGGUCAAGUAUGACAGAAUUGCAGGGAGGAAACUGAGCUUAAACCUUGAGAGGCAACCAUUAGAAAAGCACAUCAGUUAAUAAUACAUUUUGGUUUUUAAAGGGAUAAGAUUAUACCAUAUUUAUAUAGUGUAGCAAAAGAAAUGAGGAGACUAAGACCUGAAGUGAAGAUCAGGAGAGAUAAGUAUGCAUGAAAUGAGAUCAGCAGGCAGUCUGGGCUGCUACCACAAAUGAUCAGAUAAGAGCAUAAGAAAAGACGAACAUCUUUUGUGGUGAGGGUAGUGGAAAGAACACUCCGUAUCUUCAUCAUUUUUCUUUUAGAAAAACUUGCUGUAGAACCAUAAAAUUAUAGAAAAAUUGCAGAAAAAUCAUAGAAUUACAGAAAAAUGCAAGCUAGAAGGGACCUCCAAAGGUCUCUAGUCCAACCUGCUAAAAGCAGGGGUGACUUCAAAUUUAGAUGAGGAAGCUAGGACCAUAUCAAGGUCCAUAGCGUGUAUAAUGGUAAUAAAUAAAGAUAGCAGACGGGAACAUGGCGCUCACUGGAAAUAGUUAUUUAAGAUUAAAAAUAUUGUAAUAAAACUACUUUGGGUAUUGUUGGAAAAGAUUAGUAACGAAGUACAAGAAAUAUGGCUUGCUUGCAGUAUUUUUAAGUUCUGGAUUAUAUGUGAUAGAACUGUACACAUUUAAUAAUCCUAUUCCACACUUUACUUUUUAAAGUUUUAAAUUACUUCAAGUUACUUCGCAAAUUGCAAAUUUUAUUAUUAUUUUGGAAGAACGAGUGGGCAAGAAGAGUUUCCCAUGUUUCUCACACAAAGAUUGUCCAUAGGAUCUGUUCCCCUAGCAUUGUCUAUCUCGCUUUCUUUAAGGGCAUAUGUCCAAAAAAAAUUAACACACCUGUACUAGGCACAGAUUGCAGGAGGCUAUUUUAAAAAUUGAGUAUAUAUUAUUGCCAUCUGGAAAAUAAUUAGUAGCAUGCUUAUUCUACUUUGUUCCAGAAAAUCUAAACCUUUGCAUGAAGGAAUUAAGAACUGCUAUUAUGUUGUUCAUCUGUUGCUCGGAACCAAGACACUUAAGAAGUCAUUACUUUGCUUUCACUAACGUCAAAGGAAAAACUCCUUUUGACCUCAGCUAAAGCAGGUUCAGGGCUUACCUAUAUUACAUGCAUGUACUAGAAAUGCUAUUUUUCCAGUAUAUCUAUUUCAUAGCUUUCUAGUUUUACUCUAUUAAUAAUAUUGCACAGUUGUAGAUGUGACAAAUUGCAGCUAGAAAGACUUCAAUUUAGAAGUCAUAAUUAUAUGCAUUUUGUUAAUAUUUCAUGACUGGGGUGAUUUAACAUUUGUACAUUGAUAGAUUACAUUCUUGCCAGGACUACACAGAACUGAGGACAAAAGGAUCAGAGAUAGCAGCUUUGUUAUGACACAUGAUUCCAUGGAAAAGGGCUUUUAGAUUUGAAAUCCAAUAUAAACUUUCAUCUCUUACAGAAAAUCCAUACUAGUUUUCAGCUCUAUCUCUUGAACACAAGCUAUAUGUGCUAUUUUUGAAAAAUAAGCUUUAAUGUGUUCAAUUUUGGAAAAAUUACAGCUGAAAUCUAUUCUUUGGCUAAUUUAAAACCAAGCUUCCUAUCAAAAAAUUACUGUGUAUGUUUAUGUGUGUUUAAGGAAACUAAACCUGUAACAGAGGAAAAGUGAUUUAUAUAAAAAGUGGGUAUUAAUUGGGAAAAAUACCGGGUUUGAUUAUUUUUUUUAAUUUUAUUUUCUUGAGCUUUGGUAAUUAAUAACUGAAGAAGCUAUACAGUGCAUGAAUGCACACACACCUGUCUAUUUCUUACAUUUGACCUUCCUUUUAUACUUUGCUUUGCAAUCUAUACUGUAUGGUCAAUUAGGCCACAGUUCUGCAAACAUGGGAGUGAAUCCACUUAAACGUUUGCAGAUUGGCUUUCAGGUUAACAUUCACUUUUCAGAAAGGGUAAUGGAACUGGCACUGGGAGCAGACACUCUGCAUAUUUGUGUUUUUAUGUGGUACUCAACUCAAUGAUGUUCUAAUCCUGAUGAACCAUCUGGACACAGUUAAAGUAUGAAAUAAUAAUGGAAUUCCAUUAAGUUGCUUCCCUGUUCUCCUUGAUUUGUUGCUGAAGUUCCCAGCUCAGAAGACUGUUCCAUGAGAGAAAUCAAAGUCCUAAGAAAUCUAACUUUUUGCAUUACAUGCAACAAAAGAUAUUUUGCUAUUGCACAGUAAAACAUGAAUACUGAUCAGAUCUUCAAUAAACGAAGCCUCAGUAUUCGGGGGGGCUGACUAUAACUCAGUAACUAGAUAUACUUAACAAGGGCACUGAUGGACAAAAUAGGUUUUGGAUGUUAACAGCAGGUGACUGUUAACUACAUUAAAGUGAGUGCAUAUUCUGGUGAACCUGAACAGAGGCUCACGUGUACAAACUGGGGGACUGAGACAAAUUACACAGGUAGUCUAUCAGGUUUUGUAUUUAUGCAUGCAAGUAGAAGUGACUUGACUUUUUUUCAGCUCCCACUGAAAUUAGCAUGAGUGGUAUCAGAUCCAUAUUCAUAAAAAUCAGGAUCUUUUUAAGUGUCUAAACAGAAAAGACUGGUAACCCGAGUAAAAAUUUUGGCUCAUGUACCUUACUUUAUAAUGGUAUAAGCCAGCUUUGAGAUUGAUCUCACUAAAUGACUUAAAUCUACAGUAUUUAUGCAGUCCUUAUUUAGUCAUUUGUUUGGUUUUCUUCUACUCGUGUUUAAUGAAAUUAUUUUAGUUCUUCACUUUUUUUUUUAAUAACACACUUUUGAGUGUGGCAUGGAAUCCGGCCUCUCAGUACAAUUGUAUCAAUGUGCUUAAGAUCGGUAUAAAUAGGACAAACCAUAUGUACGUGCCAGAUUCAGUGUAAGCAGUGUAAAAAAUUUUUGUUGCCUUCAUAGAAUGAGGUAAUCUUCAUGUCCAUGAACAUGAGACCCACCUAUAAAUCAAACUUCCUACCUGUAACAAAAUGUCUUCCUGUAUCUUUGUGACAGAGAAGAAAACUUCAAUCUCUGUUUUCUGGAUUAUCAUAUUCUAGUGAUCAAGAUUAAUCCUAUGUAUGUAUAGUGGGAUGCAUUUGGGGAAAAGUUUGAGUCACUAACUCUAGUCCAUGGCUUUAUGGUCCCAGACCAUUUUGACUUCUCAGUCUUUGAGAAGGUGAGGCGGGGGGCAUGUUAAGCUCUCAAACUGAAUGCUUGCAUGUUUUCCACCUGCUUGCUUUUCAAACCUAGAUAAUUAGCUGGGUCUAAGUAACCAUAUUUUCAAAUGACUCCUUGUGAACUGGUCUUCUGUUUCCAGAAUCUCUGUACGGUUGCAUAGUCCCACAAGCUUUCUUCCCCAUGCUACAUACUGAAGAUUCUUAGUUGAUUUCUGUAUAACAGAAAAUAAUAAAUCCUAUGUGUAACUUAAAU
Molecule: messenger RNA, 13098 nt
Organism: Chroicocephalus ridibundus (black-headed gull)
Lineage: Eukaryota; Metazoa; Chordata; Aves; Charadriiformes; Laridae
Gene: BTBD8
Product: BTB domain containing 8
Exons: 18
Coding region: 232-5571 (1779 amino acids)
Molecular function (GO): protein binding
Source: RefSeq, a predicted model, not a curated record